Messenger RNA from Plasmodium gonderi, 1758 nucleotides. Its product is annotated as protoheme IX farnesyltransferase. The transcript has a single exon. The coding region runs from base 1 to 1758 and encodes 585 amino acids. Gene Ontology annotation, cellular component: mitochondrion; membrane. Gene Ontology annotation, molecular function: protoheme IX farnesyltransferase activity. NCBI's taxonomy places the organism in Eukaryota, Apicomplexa, Aconoidasida, Haemosporida, Plasmodiidae. Gene Ontology annotation, biological process: heme biosynthetic process. The record is from RefSeq and is a predicted model, not a curated record.
AUGCUUGGAAGAGGAUCUGCAUUUAGCACACAUGUACAAAAGAAGGAAAUUAAAUCACGAGUACCUAAUAUAAUCUUUAAUGAGAAACCAUGUAGAUCGUUCUUUCUUAGUGUAAGUUCUGCACAGUAUAACACGUAUAAAAGUUUUAUUAAGCCCUCAUGGGGAUGCAAAUAUUUUGAUCCUUUUCACAGUCAUGUGAAGAGGAAGGACAGUACCAAUAGAACGAAAGAACUAGGGUUAGUUCAUUUUUAUACAAAAUGUUUAUCAUUAAAUGGAAAAAAUGUGCAAAAGGGUAGUAAGUCACUCAUUGAUGUAAGAGGUGUAGCAAAUCAAUAUCACGACAGCGUAGGAAUGAGAAAUGUAAGGAGGGUACACAAAGAUAAAAUGACGAAUGUAGAGGAGUCCGAGAUAAUAAUAGAGCACCCUUCUUCUGCAUUCCUAUCAUUACAACAGGUCAAGUUCUGCAAAAUGAAAGAAAAAUACGAAUGUCCAAUAUACCCCACCCUUUCUCCCAUGACAAAUCAACGGGAACAAAGGAAAAUAAAUUCAUUUUCAGUGAAUUGGAACAAAUAUUUCUGCAAAAUUAAAACAAAUGGAGAAUUGACAAAAAGGUGUGAGGUGGUAGAUAAGACAACAAAUACUUAUAGUGAUAAUCAAAAAGGAGAUAUUCAUUCUUUUUGGUGUUAUCAUUUGAAUAAUUAUUUAGAAUUAUCCAAGGCGAAGUUAACACUAUGGGUUACCAUAAGUAGUACAUUCGGUUAUUUUAUGUUAGGGGGAUCUACAAUAAGUGAAUUUUUUUCCUUAACACUUGGAGUAUAUUUAUGUAGCAGUAGUGCAAAUACGUUUAAUCAAAUUAUUGAAAGAGAUAUUGAUAAAAUAAUGAAUCGAACUAAAAGAAGACCACUAGUAUAUAAUAAUAAAAUUUCUUUAAAAAAUGCCAAAAUUUUUGGUAUUUUAACAGCAGUAGCAGGUUCCUUAAUAUUAUACUUUUUCAAUAACCCCCUAACAUCAUUACUCGGUGUUUUUAAUAUUUUUUUAUACACAUGUGUAUAUACCAGAUUAAAACGUAGAACUCCCUACAACACUCACAUUGGAUCAAUUGUUGGUUCGAUUCCAACUCUAAUGGGAUGUACAGCAGUGGAAGAAAAUUUACUUAUUCCAGAACCAUGGAUAUUAUUUAUUACUCAAUUAUUAUGGCAAUUUCCACAUUUUUAUUCUUUAGCAUAUUUAUACAAAGAUGAUUAUUUAAAAGGAAAAUAUAAAAUGUUUCCACUUGAAGAUAAACAAAAUGGAAUAUAUACAGCUAAUUUGUGUAAACCAUAUUUAAUUUUAUUAACAUCUUUACCUUUUGUAUUUUUUUUUUGUGGGUAUACUUCCUAUAUGCACAUAUUAACAUCCCUAUUGCCAAAUUUAUAUAUUUACUAUAAGUUUCAAAAAAUUUUUCAAAAUUCUUCCAAAAGUAAUAUUCGGUCCUUUUUUAAGCAUUCCCUUUGGCAUAUCAUUGUUUUGUUAGCCCUGUCCUCCUACCACACACAGAUUCCAGAUAAUAAAAGCAGCACCCACAGCACAAAUGGCCAACGUGUCUCCAAGAGCAUAGAGCCGGUUUCUUAUCAAACUGACGAAUGCAGUUGCAGCAGUACUGAGAAUUUCAGCAGCCCAGAACAUGUGGUUGGUACCGAGGAGCAUACAGACACUACUGAAUAUGCAAUUACAAAGUUUAAGAAGAAGUUUCUAAAAUUCUGCAUAGUUUUUUCGUAA